GUGGGACCCAAGAGAAGGAUGUCUUAACACAUAAAACAAUUUGGGUAGAAGCUGGAAUAAUCCUGCAAAAAGUGAUCCUGUGCUACUUCCCCUCCCUCUCUCUUCUCUCCUGUACUUGAGGUGCCCAUCCCCUGACACCAUGUAGCACACCGGCACUGCUCUCCGUGGUGACAACAUGUCCUCAGACCAGGAUGCCUGGGUCUCCGAGAGCCAAGAGACGGUUACGGGUAAACUGCAGAGGAAGAUGAAACAGUCGCCUCUGGUCCCUGUUGGCCUGGCCGGAUUUGCUCUGAUCGUCGCUUAUGGACUGUAUCGCCUUAAAAGCCGAGGAGAUGUGAAAAUGUCUGUGCACCUUAUUCACACGCGUGUUGCCGCUCAAGCUUGCGUGGUGGGGGCCACGGCUCUAGGAGCUACUUAUUCUAUGAUCAAGGAGUACAGGCAGCGGCGGGCGGAGGAGAGAGAUGCUGCAGUGGAACAGCCCAAUGGAAGAAAUACUGCUAAGUAAUUGGAUUGCCAGAAACUGGGAAAUAGAAUCUAUAGGAUUAGUUUUCUCCCCUUUAAUCUGUAGGCAGGUUACCAUUACUUCUAAUGGGGAGGGGGUUAGUGCCUUUAUUGUAAAUCAUUCAUGUUGUGUCUAGGGAUGCACCGAAUCCAGGAUUCGGUGGUUUUCAGCAGAAUUUGGCUGAACCGAAUCCUAAUUUGCAUAUGUAAAUUAGGGGCGGGGAGGGAGAUCACAGGCCUUUUUGUCAUAAAACAAGGACGUAAUAUGCAAAGUAGGAUUCGGGCGCAUCUUUUGCAAAGGAUUCGGGGGUUCAGCUGAAUCCAAAAUAGUUAAUUCAGUGCAUCCCUAGUUGUGUCUGGUUAUAGAUUGAAUGCCAUAAAUGCAAGGAUUGGGGUGUCCUCAGUAAAGUCAUAGAAACCCAACAGUAAAACAAAAUUGACAAAGUCAUUGUAACGUUUAUUUUAAAACAUAAAAAUAAACCGUAUGUACACAUCA
Xenopus laevis (African clawed frog) is the source of this 997-nucleotide messenger RNA. It is a transcript of the gene higd1b.L, whose product is annotated as HIG1 hypoxia inducible domain family member 1B L homeolog. Gene Ontology annotation, cellular component: mitochondrion; mitochondrial membrane. NCBI's taxonomy places the organism in Eukaryota, Metazoa, Chordata, Amphibia, Anura, Pipidae. The record is from RefSeq and is marked provisional. Gene Ontology annotation, biological process: mitochondrial respirasome assembly.